This is a messenger RNA of Tachysurus vachellii, 6189 nucleotides long. RefSeq names its product hyperpolarization activated cyclic nucleotide-gated potassium channel 2b (gene hcn2b). Gene Ontology annotation, molecular function: voltage-gated potassium channel activity. The record is from RefSeq and is a predicted model, not a curated record. Gene Ontology annotation, cellular component: membrane. Gene Ontology annotation, biological process: transmembrane transport; potassium ion transport. The transcript is spliced from 8 exons. Bases 122 to 3175 code for a protein of 1017 amino acids. Lineage: Eukaryota; Metazoa; Chordata; Actinopteri; Siluriformes; Bagridae.
ACGCGCCGCGCGCGCGGUCCCUCCGCCACAAUUGGUGUCGUCUGGAAGAAGUAAAUCCGCGCCGCCGCGUCUCCGCCUUCACACUCUGAUCUCCGCCCGGUGGAAGAGCCGUUUUACCGCCAUGGACGAAGCGGAGGAGGGUGACGAGGACCGCGGACGUGAGCGGCUUUCGAGGCUCGAAAGUGGAGUCUUAGCUGACCCUUCCAGGAUCAGGUGUUUAACGCCAGGAGGGGGAGCAGCACCGAGCCAGACUUCUAACAGCGGCGGCGGCGGACCGAACGAGCUCCGUGCGUCGCGGGAGACGGACCGCGCGCCUGUCUCUCUGUGCCAGGGCGACGCGUGCGGUUUCGGCUUUGGAUUCAGUUUCACGAGCAACGACGACGACACGAGGACCUCAGCCACUAGUGUUGAUGUGGAGCAAGAAGACGGAGGCGAGGAAGAGGUGGAGGAGGAGGUGGAGGUGGAGGAGGACGUCGGCAUGAGACGCGCCGUGAACGGAGAUUGCAGGAGAGACACGAGCUCGCCUUCACUCCUCUCCAAACACGAGAAGCAGACAGGUGGCUCGGUCACACCCGAGGAGAGAAGACUGGGUAGCGCAUGUCCUUCUGCCACCAUGGACGGCACGAUAACGCCCGUCGGCUCUGGAGCUGCUGAGAUGGAGAAGAAGGAUUCACGGGUGGCGUUUUCGAGCUCGAAUCCCGCGCCGACCGCAGCUCUAUCCAAGACUGAGGACGGGCAGAUGACUACGGAGGACGGAGAAGUCAGGGACAGUCAGACCUACAUGCAACGGCAGUUCAGCUCUAUGUUACAACCCGGAGUGAAUAAAUUCUCCCUGCGCAUGUUCGGCAGCCAGAAGGCGGUGGAGAAAGAACAAGAGAGGGUCAAAUCUGCUGGGAACUGGAUCAUCCACCCGUACAGUGAUUUCAGGUUCUACUGGGACUUCACAAUGCUGAUGUUUAUGGUUGGCAACCUAAUCAUUAUUCCAGUCGGCAUCACCUUCUUCAAAGAAGAGACCACCACCCCCUGGAUUAUCUUUAACGUGGUCUCAGACACGUUCUUCCUCAUGGACCUGGUGCUCAACUUCCGCACGGGCAUUGUCUUUGAGGAAAACACAGAGAUAAUCCUGGACCCUAAAAAGAUCAAGCAAAAGUACUUGCGGACUUGGUUUGUAGUGGACUUCAUCUCAUCUAUCCCUGUGGAUUAUAUUUUUCUCAUUGUGGAGAAAGGCAUGGACUCUGAGGUUUACAAGACAGCGAGGGCAUUGCGGAUUGUGCGCUUCACCAAAAUUCUUAGUCUGUUGCGGCUUCUGAGACUUUCUAGACUUAUCCGUUACAUCCACCAGUGGGAGGAGAUCUUUCACAUGACCUAUGACCUUGCGAGUGCCGUCAUGAGGAUCAUCAACCUGAUUGGGAUGAUGCUGCUGCUGUGUCACUGGGACGGAUGCCUGCAGUUUCUGGUUCCCAUGCUGCAGGAUUUUCCCUCUGACUGCUGGGUUUCCCUCAACAAGAUGGUGAACGACUCAUGGAGCGAGCUGUACUCCUUUGCUCUUUUCAAGGCCAUGAGCCAUAUGCUGUGUAUUGGCUAUGGACGCCAGGCCCCAGAGAGCAUGUCUGAUAUCUGGCUCACUAUGCUGAGCAUGAUUGUGGGAGCCACCUGUUACGCCAUGUUCAUCGGCCAUGCCACUGCUCUCAUCCAGUCACUGGACUCAUCACGCCGCCAGUACCAGGAAAAGUACAAACAAGUGGAGCAGUACAUGUCCUUCCACAAACUUCCUGCUGAUUUCCGUCAGAAGAUACACGAUUACUACGAACACAGAUACCAAGGCAAGAUGUUUGACGAAGAGAGUAUUUUAGAGGAGCUAAAUGAGCCACUGAGAGAGGAAAUUGUCAAUUUCAACUGCCGCAAGCUGGUGGCUUCCAUGCCACUUUUCGCAAACGCUGAUCCCAACUUUGUGACAGCCAUGUUGACCAAACUCAGAUUUGAGGUCUUCCAGCCAGGAGAUUUCAUCAUUCGUGAGGGGACCAUUGGCAAGAAGAUGUAUUUCAUCCAGCAUGGGGUCGUGAGUGUCCUUACCAAAGGCAGCAUAGGCAUGAAGCUCUCUGAUGGCUCUUACUUUGGAGAGAUUUGCCUGCUGACUCGGGGAAGACGCACAGCCAACGUUCGCGCAGACACCUACUGUCGCCUGUUCUCACUCUCAGUGGACAACUUUAAUGAAGUUCUGGAGGAAUAUCCAAUGAUGAGGAGAGCCUUCGAGACCGUGGCCAUCGACAGACUAGAUCGGAUAGGCAAAAAGAACUCUCUGCUGAUGCACAAAGUUCAACAUGACCUAAACUCUGGAGUUUUCAACAACCGUGAGAACGAGCUAAUUCAGGAGAUUGUGAAGUAUGACCGGGAAAUGGUGAAACUAGUGGAUUUGCAAAGACCCAGGGCCAUGUCAGCUACUCAGUCCACCCAUGGGACCAUGUUUCCUUCUGCCAAUCAGCCUCCAACAGGCUCAGCCAUUGCCACCCUGCAGCAGGCCGUAGCCAUGAGUUUCUGUCCCCAGAUGGCCAACUCUCUGGCGGCCCACGGAGUUCUCCAGUCCCCUCGCAUGAUGCGCCGUUUCCAGGUAGUCCAAAGCCUCUCUAGCCCAGGCACCCAGCAGAUUCCUCCAGGUUCACAGUUCUCCAGCACUGUUCUGCCCUCUGCCAUCACUAGCACGCCUGUCCAGAGUCCGUUGCCUACCGGUGGUCGAACAUUCCAGUACAGCUCCAGUCCCAUGGGUGCUCCUUCAGGCUCCCAGCUCUCCCUGGUACAGCAGCACAUCUCCAGUCCCACACACCGAGCAACAGUUCCCAGGAGUGCAAUGACCCAGGAUGCCAGGGCACUCUCAGCCUCUCAACCAUCUUUGCCUCAUGAUGCCAUGCAACCAGCUGCCCCAAGCCCACCCCAGUCUACAAGAGUUUCCUCCACCUCAAUUGGACCUGGUCAUAAUCUCCCUGGGCCCACAGGCAUAAGGGUUGCCAUUCCUCCCAGGAUGACACUUCAGCACCAGAUGUCUAUGGGCGCAUUCCCACCUGCUUCCCUACCACAAAUGAGGCCAAGCCAGGACUCGGGACUGCCCAAGAAAGAUUCAGUAGUCAGCCUUCCAGAGACAGAACAUCAUGUUAGAUCCAGAUUAUCUUCCAAUUUGUGACCUUGAUGGAGCUGGGUGUGUAGGUGUCUCUUCCUUCAGCAAGUACAUUUCUCAACCCUUUCUCAUGCCCUGGAUCUUACCUUAAGAAUGUACAUGGUUCAAAUUGUGACACAGGGGUGGGGAGGGGACUUGAACUGCCAGACUUGACAGGACACUAUUAACCAUACACAUUCUGUAAAAACUGAAGAUUUAAAUAUCGGAGAUGUUUUGUUGUACCCACCAACAUAAAUAUCAAUGUAGCUCCUUCCCCACACACUUUGCCUCUUAAUAACUGCUUACUUUUGAUGUGGUUGUAUACAAACAUUGCAAGAAACUGUUCCCUACUGUACACGGUAGUUCAAAUAAUACAGUGUAGAGUGGAAUGCAAUGUGGGGAAAGGUAACGUGUCUCUGAUUACUAUGUAACUCCUUACUAAGUGUUUUUGUAAGUCUCCUCCAACCUACUUGGAGUGGUUAGUGUUUUUAGUGUUUUUAAUUAUGAUUGAGCAAUAUUAAAAUGACUAUAGAAAAUGCAAGAAAGGUGUAUUUGACCAAAAGUGUAAUUAACAGUUGAGCAGUUUGGAAGCAUUGGUACAGAAAUGGAUUUGACCUUGUCAUUUCUGGACCAAAGUUCACAGAAUAAAAAAAUGUUGAGUGUUUAAACAACUGAAAUGAAAAGAGAGAAACAUAAUUUCAUUGCCUUGAUUUCCAUUUAGAAGCCAUAUUUUUGUCCAGGCCUGUGUGUACGUUUAAAAUAUUCAAGCAGUCAUAUGUUCAUAUUUACAGCCCAUGGCAACAUCCUACAUUAAUUUAUUAUUAAAUCUAAAAAGUGAAGAAAAAAAUUAUAAUAAAAAUAUAUAUAUGGAUGGAUUUAGUUACAAUGGAAACAAGAAAUGUAGGAUGAGAGAAACAAGAAAUGGGGAAAGACACAACAAAACUGUAAAUACAUUUUUUCCCCAUUGUUGAUGGCUUUUGCAGUACUACACCUAAGUUAGCCUCACAGUGGAAAUUAAUCAACGAUUCUGAAGAUUAGACCGAGAUAGAGAUUUCACACACCAAUGAAAAAGGAUGUAGCAGCAAACAACAUGGACAGUCACUCUGUACAACAUAGAAAGGUCUUAUGGGCUAAUAUUUACGAAACGCUCCUUAGAAUUACAGAAGGAGAAGCAAGGUAAUGUGAACCAAGCAGGAGAUAUUAGCUGCUUGUUAUUUACACACUUUAUGCAUCAAUGAGGCUUUCUGUGCUCAUGUGCUACCAAUUUUUUUGGCUUCACAAAAUAACAGACUGCGAAACUUUCCACACUAACAUCAUUAUUGAUUCAAAUGUGUUUUUCAUCACAGCACUGUUUGAAGAUUGCUGCCUGUAUUGUCCCUUGUGGCUCUUCCAUUCCUGUUGCUUUAGUAAUGUCACUGGUGAAGGCCUGUUACAUGUAAUACUCACAAUAUUUCGUGGAGGCUUCCUGUAUUAGGGUGAUGUAAGCCAGCGUUGUCUUGCUCAUGACCUAAUACAGUAUUGUUCAAAAUAAUAGCAGUACAAUGUGAGUAACCAGAAUAAUCCAGGUUUUUAGUAUAUUUUUUUAUUGCUACAUGGCAAACAAGUUACCAGUAGGUGCAGUAGAUUCUCAGAAAACAAACAAGACCCAGUAUUCAUGAUAUGCACGCUCAUAAGGCUGUGCAAUUGGGCAAUUAGUUGAAAGGGGUGUGUUCAAAAAAAUAGCAGUGUCUGCCGUUGACUGUACAAACUCAAAACUAUUUUGUACAAACGUUUUUGUUUCUAGGAUUUAGCAAUCCUGUGAAUCACUAAACUAAUAUUUUGUUGUAUGACCACAGUUUAUUAAAACUGCUUCAGAUCUGUGUGGCAUGGAGUCAAUCAACUUGUGGCACCUCUCAGCUGUUAUUCCACUCCAUGAUUCUGUAACAACAUUCCACAAUUCAUUUACAUCUCUUGGGUUUGCUUCAGAAAGAGCAUUUUUGAUAUCACCCCAGAAGUUCUCGAUUGGAUUAAGGCCCGGGGAUUGGGCUGGCCACUCCAUAACGUUAAUUUUGUUGGUUUGGAACCAAGACUUUGCUUGUUUACUAGUGUGUUUGGGGUCAUUGUCUUGUUGAAACAACCAUUUCAAGGGCAUGUCCUCUUCAGCAUAAGGCAACAUGACCUCUUCAAGUAUUUUGACUUAUGCAAACUGAUCCAUGAUCCCUGGUAUGCGAAAAAUAGGCCCAACACCAUAGUAGGAGAAACAUGCCCAUAUCAUGAUGCUUGCACCACCAUGCUUUACAGUAGACAGGUGGUGCAAGCAUCAUGACUGUCUGUGGCCCUUGGACCCAAAAAGAACAAUUGUACUUUCAUCAGUUUACAAAAUGUUCCUCCAUUUCUCUUUAUGCCAGUUGAUGUGUUCUUUGGCAAAUUUUAACCACUUCUGCACAUGCCUUUUUUUUAACAGAGGGACUUUGCAGGGGAUUCUUGAAAAUAGAUUAGCUUCACACAGACGUCUUCUAACUGUCACAGUACUUACAGGUAACUCCAGACUGUCUUUGAUCAUCCUGGAGCUGAUCAUUGGCCGAGCCUUUGCGAUUCUGGUUAUUCUUCGAUCCAUUUUGAUGGUUGUCUUCCAUUUUCUUCCAUGUCUCUCUGGUUUUGCUCUCCAUUUUAAGGCAUUGGAGAUCAUUUUAGCUGAACAGCUUAUAAUUUAUAAUUUUUGCCAGAGAGUUGGCCAUCUGGGGAUAGAAACUCAUGGCUACGGCCUGCUACAGGGUGGUAAUGGCUGAGCCUUUUGGAGUCUGAUAUAAUUUUUUGCACCUCUUUGUAGGUUUUCCCCUCUCCAAUCAACUUUUUAAUCAAAGUAGGCUGUUCUCAGGCUUUCAAGUGCUGGCUUCAUCCUUAAAUAGGGGCCACCUGAUUCACACCUGUUUUCUCACAAAAUUGAUGACCUCAGUGAUUGAAUGCCACACUGCUAUUUUUCUGAACACACCCCUUUCAACUAAUUGCCCAAUUGCACAGCCUUACGAGCGUGCAUAUCAUGAAUGCUGGGUCUUGUUUGU